AUGUCCUUCAUCCGCCCUGUAUUCCCUUACCCAGCUCGCAUCCCUUCAUGGUUCGCAGGCCACAUGUCCCGUUCCCUCCGGGAACUGCCUACUCUACUAGAGAACAUAGAUCUGGUGAUAGAAGCUAGGGAUUCUAGAUUACCUCUAACCAGUAUAAAUUCGACUUUUGAUCAGAUGCUCUCUCGAGCGAAGAAGGGGAAGGGAAAGGAAAAAGAAAAAUUGGUGGUUUAUACUAAGAGGGAUUUAGCUGAAAGAAGAUACGAAGAGCCCCUCAAAAAAGCUUUUCUGCAGCAUGCAGGACAGAAAGUCAUGUUCGCCGAUACGAGGUCUGAUCAGGAUGUGAGAGAAGUACUAAGACAUGCUGUGCGGAUAGCAAGGGAGAAUCAAGAGAUUAUACCGGACUUACGAGUUUUAGUAAUUGGUAUGCCAAAUGUUGGUAAAUCAUCUCUACUCAACGCUUUGAGGAGAGUAGGUCUAAGGAAAGGCAAAGCAUUCCGAACAGGUGCAGAAGCAGGAAUAACCCGUAAAUUAACAGGGACAGUAAAGAUAUAUGAUAAUCCCAGUGUAUACGUCUAUGAUACACCGGGUGUUAUGGUACCUUACUUGGGUAGGGGGGAGGACGGGGCGGAGAAGGGUUUGAAAUUGGCUUUGACCGCGGGAAUCAAAGAAUCGUUAUUCGAACAAGACGCAAUGGUCGAUUACUUGCUGUGGAAAAUGAACAAAAGACUGAUAGCUGAAAAGGAUGAUCAGAAUAAACAUCAAACGUACUUAUCAUUGUUACCUCUCCCUUCCGACUUCCCUCCUACAGACGAUACAACCAUUCUCCUCGAUGCUCUGUCCGAAAGGCUCGGCACAUUGAAAAAAGGCGGCGAGAAAGAUCAUGAGGCCGCUUCUGGAUUUAUGAUCAGGGCGUUUAGGGAAGGCAAGUUGGGUGAAUUCACCUUGGACGAUUUGACUAUGACUUCACCUAAAUCUACAACCGAGAAAAUAGAUAAUCAGAAAGAUACUGAUAGUCAAAAUACUAUCACUCACACGAGUGAUGAUGGAAAUGUCGGUAUAAAUGAAAUUCAGAAAUCAACGAUGAAGAAUGAAAAUGCAAAAGACCACAACAACAAUGAUCACGAUCAGCUACAAGAAACAACCACCUCGACUACCUCCGAUCUAGAUUAUCAAGUAUCCCAAACUGUCAAACAAUACCUAUCCCUCACCUCCCCUUCUUCAUCUGCAGACUCAACCUCAAGCAGUUUCAGUGGGAUAUCGAUGAAUCAGCAGAAAAAAGCUGAUAAGCGACUUAGGCUAGAAGAGAGGGAUAAUAAAUUACGGGCUAAAGGUGUGAACGUACCUAUUAGACAGUGGGGUAAUAAGAAGAAAAAGGGAUUGGGGUUGGGGAGAGGUGAAGCCGGGAAAAUGGCUAGGAGUAGAAGGUAG
Molecule: messenger RNA, 1428 nt
Organism: Kwoniella botswanensis
Lineage: Eukaryota; Fungi; Basidiomycota; Tremellomycetes; Tremellales; Cryptococcaceae
Exons: 6
Coding region: 1-1428 (475 amino acids)
Biological process (GO): mitochondrial translation
Cellular component (GO): mitochondrion
Molecular function (GO): GTP binding; GTPase activity
Source: RefSeq, a predicted model, not a curated record